CGCAUUGCCAGUCCACACUAUCCUGGCGAUCAGACCGCUCGCCAAAAACCGGUACGAUGGUGCACGGUGCAGCCCUAGUGUAGAGGGCCGCGCAGAAAAAUUAAAAGCAAACUGUUCCUUUUUCAAAACAGAACUUGGUGUCUGAAAUCCCGCGAAGGAAAUUUAAAAAGAAACUGUUCUUUUUUCAAACCAGAAUGGCGAGGAUAGUUUGAGAAGUUUUUGAAGUUGCGUGAUUCUUGAAGAGAUUUUGUGCAUUUUGUGCUGAUGACGUUGGACCAGCUGUCCCCAAAAUGAAACCCCGCAACAUGAAAAAACACAGUGCGAGUGCAAGGACGAUAAUAAUAUUGUGACAGUUCAAUUCGGACAUUUAACCAUGACAGCCGAGCCCAGUUCCUACGAAAUGGAGAUCAGAACCGAGGAGAAAGAACCCAAACCGGCUUCGGGGAAGAUCUUUUACAACCCGGAGGAGACUGAUGAAACCAGUGUGUUUGACAGCUCGAUGGUGGAGUCUCCGAUGCUUGGGGCUGGGUUUAGAGGAAGCGGAUUCCUCAGGCCUCCGUUGACGUUGCAUGCUUCGAAUAGCCUACAUAGAAUCCCGACAUACAGCAGCUCUAUCGGACAGAGUACUAUUUAUCGACAGGAUACGUGCAGGAGCCGGUCACACAGGCACGGAGCCACGCGGAGGACGAGGCGGCGAGCCAUUCUCAAAAAUGGAGAGUGUAAUAUCCUCAAGUCAAAGAUCUCGCAACGGCGGCUGCGAUUCCUACAAGAUAUGUUCACCACCUUAGUGGACGCACAAUGGCGAUGGACUCUGCUCGUCUUCACACUAUCAUUCAUCCUCUCCUGGCUUGGAUUCGCAUUGAUCUGGUGGCUAAUUGCAUUCACACACGGAGACUUGGAAGAAAACCACCUCCCAACCAACCAAGAAAGCUCAGACUGGAAACCGUGUGUGUUCAACAUUUAUGAUUUUACAUCGUGCUUCCUAUUCAGUAUUGAAACCCAACAUACUAUUGGCUAUGGAUCCCGUACGACCACCGAAGAGUGUCCGGAAGCGAUAUUUAUUAUGUGCCUUCAAAGUAUCGUGGGAGUUAUGAUCCAAGCUUUCAUGGUCGGUAUUGUGUUUGCUAAAAUGACCCGUCCGAAGCACAGGACACAGACUCUUCUGUUCUCGAAAUACGCGGUCGUUUGCCAGAGAGAUGGGGAGUUAUGCUUAAUGUUCAGAGUGGGUGAUCUCAGGAAGUCGCAUAUUAUUGGUGCGAGUGUGAGAGCGCAACUUAUUCGCUCGAGAACCACCAAGGAGGGUGAGGUGUUGUCUCAUUAUCAAACAGAAUUAGAAUUGAACGCCGACGGAUGCGACAGUAAUCUGUUCUUCAUCUGGCCGAUCACUAUGGUGCACCGAAUAAAUGCCGAGAGUCCGUUUUACGGUGUGUCUGCAGCGGAUGUGUUACAGGAGAGAUUCGAAAUAGUAGUUAUUUUAGAAGGUACGAUUGAGUCGACGGGGCAGACGACGCAAGCUCGUUCUAGUUACACAACCAGUGAAAUCAUGUGGGGGCACAGGUUCGCGCCGCUGGUGACGUACAACCGCGAGCGCCAGGGCUACGAGGUGGACUACUCUAAGUUCGAGGAGACUAUGCAGGUGGAUACUCCGCUUUGCUCUGCCAAAGAGCUGGACGAGUUCUACGGCAGCCAGACUGAUCGCCGAUCUAUCGGCUACAGCUCUCCCCUCCCUGAUGACACGAUUUACCGAAGUUCCCUCAAGUCACCUCCCCUCGGCAUCGCCGAUAGACUGGUAGCCGAAGCCAUCAGGAGGUCCAGCCUUACCCACAGGCCCUCGAUUGUGAAGUACCCACCAGACUUCUUCAAUGGAUCCGCUGAACCGUCUUCAUCGUCCAGUGAAGACGAGAAGGAUAAGAAGAAACGACAGUCGAAGAGGGCUAGUAAUUCUUGAUCAAGUUUUGGCUAGAUAUUGUGUCAUCAGAUGGCGCUAAUAUUAAAGGAAAACGUUAGAUGGCUUUUAAAUUGAUAAAAUACAUAUGCUAAGGGAAAAUUUAGGAGAUAAAAUUGUAAAGCAAUUAUACUUUUUAAGUGGCGCCGCCUGUUGUUGAGUAGCACAACUACGUGAGAUAUGCUAUAUGCUUCGCUACUAUUUGGCUACAAUUUUGUGACUCAGCGCCAUCUGUUAUCGAAUGGCGAAACAAUGUAAACUUAUGUGUGUUAAAAGUGGUCAAAAGAUAGAUUAAUGCGUGGCUCAUAGCUAUAUAGUUACUCUCUUAACUCUGUCCCACUUUUAUUUUUAAGUAUAGAUAGAUGUUACAUGUUGCUCUUAUUAAAAUUUUAGCUUAUAGUCCGUUUUUUUAGCAUUAGAAAGAACUUCGCAGAAGUAAGCUUGUGGUUCUAAAUCCGGCACUUUCAGUGAUAAUAAUUUAAAGUAAAUUAUAUGUAUUGACCAUGCUACAUUUAGAUAAUUCAAUAAUAUGUUCUGGACUAAUAAACCAUACAUUAAUAUUUGUAAUUCAAUAAUUAUUAACAAUUAACGAGCCUGAUAAAAACUGCACGCUUGCUUCUGUGGAGUUCUUUCUAAUGCUAAAAAAAAUGAACUAUAAUUGCGAUUGUAUGGCGGUGGCUAGAUUCGUCUAAUCUAAUCUAAUCUCGUGGCGCCUAUUAAGGUACGAAUUUCCGUAAGUUUCUUGUCUUGGCGGUGAAAGGGACAAAUACUUGGCAAAUAUUGAGGAUGUAAAUAAAAGAGGAGUGUAUGUCAUUAUUGUAUAUAAUACCUUUCUAUUCUGAUGAACACUAGGUAUCAUGGCUCCUCUACACGAUGGGCCAACGCCGGACACUCCAAGGGACGCAUUUAUGCGUUAGAGGUAGUGAUAUUGUUACCUCAUUCUACCGCAUGGCUGCGUCCAUUGGAGUGGCCGGCGUUGGCCCAUCGUGUAGAGGAACCGUCAGGUUAGGUAAGGCAAUACAAAUUCAAGCGUAUAGCUACAGCGCCCGCGCUGUGGAGGCCCCUGUGUCUCAUAGACAAUAGAAUAAGACUUUUUAAAUUAUGGUAACAUUCCAUUUCUGACCGCAGCUGCACUACUAGUACUGAACACAAUGUUUUUGUCAAUUUCCAUAGUAAAAUGAACAGUAUUGCAGCUGCCGGUGGAAAAUGAACUGUCACCUUUAAACUAAACUUCCGAUUCUGACUACAAUUUAGGCAACAUUAAAUGUAUGCGCUUUAUAUCAUAUUAAAUAUAUAGAUAUUUUUGGCAUCGUAGAUACGAUUAUUAUUAAGCAGUAUUAUUAUUCUAUCGCCUUAACAACAGUCUAUACAAAAAUAUAAUAAUGAUUUAUCCUAUUGAUAAAUAUAUAUUUAUAACUACAAAGGCUAUAAUGAGGUGAGACAACGGUUCUAGAGUCAGACCAAGAUCAUUUGCAGCAGCAUUCAUAACCUGCAGCGGAUUUGAUAGCCCAUGCAGUGCAUGUUUUAUUUUAAACGUCAAACUUCUAUGAAAUUAUGACGUAUAAAUAACACUUACACUGCGUGGGCUAUCAAAUCCGCUGCAUACUUUUUUUGGUCCGACUCUAUAAUUAGCCCUUUUUACCUGUUAUUUUAAGGGUGGCACUUGUUCCAUGCAGGGCACUUGCUCCACCUAAUCAUAGCAUUUCUAAUACUUAUGUUGUAUAAAUAUUGUAAAAAAUGUCCCAAUGGCAAUACAAAAGCUGUAUAUUUCACUAGUAAAUAUAUAACAGACACGUACUUUGUACGAAAAGACCGACUAAUGAUUAGUUUUUAUCACACUUCAUGUUCGAUUCCUUACUUCAAUUAUUCUUUGUCUUAUGUAUAUUUGCAUCUCACAUUUCGCUUAAUAAUAGAGUGAGACGCAAUGCACAUUGAACCAAGAAAUUGGACAAGUGGAAUACCAAUCAUAGUUACGUAAAACCACACAGUAGUAAUAAACUAAUAAAGAGUGUCACCUUCUCGAAAUAGAAAACUAUGUCUUUUAUAAAUCCCUAGAUGGCGCUGUCACUCGAGACUUAUAACCGGCGAAUCAAGUAUAGUUCAAAUCGUUAUUAACCAAAAGUGAACACGCCAUAAAGUUUAAUUACGAAAAUUAGCGAUUAACACUGUUUAUUAAUUUACCAUUCCCAGGUUAAACAUUACUAUGUAAAAUGUCUCAUAUCUACAUAAUGCUAAUACACUGAAUAAUCCAUUAUUUUCUCACCAAUGUUUACUUAAUUUACAUUUAAGAUACAUCUAGUGAAUACGACCGCUUAUGUACCUAUCUAUGAAUUAUAUUCAAUGUUAAAAUUGCCAAUAAAUAAAUAUACUGAAUUUGACUUUAAAAACAUAAUACAUAAAGGAAAAUAAUAAAUAUAAGUAAACUUAUGUAUCUAACAUUAAAUACAAUGUUUUAUUUCACUGUGUUAUAAAUAAACAGGGGCCACUGAUUUUCUAAUCAGACUUUAAAAUUCAAAGUGACAGGGCUACCGCAAAAACCGAAAUUCGCAAAACGCGGGGAUCUUUCUCUUUUACUCCAGGCUCCUACAGGCUUAAUUAGAGUGACAGAGAAAAAUGCCCGCAAUUGGCGAACUUCGAUUUUCGCGGUUAUAGCCCAGUUACUCUUCACUGUCCUAACCCGAGUAUGUUAAAAAGAUGUUUUAAUUGAGCGUUAGAUAUUAUGGGUGUUCGAACACCUAAUCUAUUUGGAUAGGUACGUUUGUCAUCAAGUGUUUCUACAUCAUUUCAAAACACUUCGUCAAAAAUGUGUCAAAAGAAUGUAGAGACAAAAACGUUCUGAUUUAGGACGUUAUAAAUAAUUAAUAGAUCUCAUCAUUAUUGUAUAGGUGACGCUAUCUGGAGAAAUAAAACUCCCCUCUAGUGUGAACUCGAAGAAUUACAAAAUAUAUCCUUACACGGCGGGAAGAAGUUGAUAACUCUAUAUUAUACCGAAGAAAUUUGAACUUUAAAUAAAAUUACAUAAGGUUCAAAUUUCUUCCAUUUUUUCCCACCGGAUAUCAAUUUCUUCCCGCCGUGUACGGAUAUGGUAGGUAUUACUUUUAAUUUUUAUCCCUGAGUUACAAUACUACAUUACAAUAAUGAUGAGUAUCGACAUGGAUGGAUAGUGUCUUUAUUAAUUAAUUGUCCAGAAAUAAGCUGUUUGUUGUGAUAUCUGAUUUGUGAUAACAAACCAACAAAUUAAUAAAUCAGGUCAGGAUUGCGAGAGUAUCAUAAAAACCACCAUCCAAACGACAAAACAAGUAAGUAUCUCACGCACUUACUGUAUUCAUUUGGACCGUAAUGCAACGGAUUUCUAAUAUUUACUAUAAACUGAAAUAAUCAGCAAUUAACUACACAUCUAUCGUUAGUUCAACUACCGACAGUAUUAUUACAGACUUUAUUCCUACAAACACGUUUGAUACACGCUGCGGAGCAUUUCAUUUCGCAUAAAAAGACAGAUCGUGGUGUCAUUUUACUCGUAUGUCUAAAAGUACCUAUCUAAGAAAACAUAAUCAGUAUCUUGACUCUACCUAGAAUUAAUCUUUCAUGAUUUAAAGAUCAGAUAUGUGAAUAUAUUAUGCGCUGACAUACAGUAGGCAGGUAUUACUUAAGUCAAGUUACUGAUUAUGAAGGAUAAAAAUUUGAUAGUUAUCAUAAAAAAUUAAAGCUCUUGUUAUAAAUUAGCUCCGCAAUUUUUGGCCGCAUUUAUUCGAAUAAAUACUUGGUCUAGAAAAUUUUAAAUAAAUUCACUCGCACAUUAUCAAAUUUACUACAUAAAAAGGGAAAUCGUUAUUUCCGUUCUCAUCUCAUACACAGAUAGGAAACCUAGUCACUAAGAAAAUUCGGAUAGAUAAGUGAAGCCUUUUUUGUAUUUCCUGUCACUGUUAUGAAAUCAAUUGUACAAGUAUGUAAAAUUAUUAUGUAAAUGGAAUAAAACAGAAAGGAAGACUU
This is a messenger RNA of Cydia fagiglandana, 5935 nucleotides long. RefSeq names its product G protein-activated inward rectifier potassium channel 3-like. Gene Ontology annotation, molecular function: inward rectifier potassium channel activity. Gene Ontology annotation, biological process: regulation of monoatomic ion transmembrane transport; potassium ion import across plasma membrane. The record is from RefSeq and is a predicted model, not a curated record. The transcript is spliced from 4 exons. Gene Ontology annotation, cellular component: plasma membrane. NCBI's taxonomy places the organism in Eukaryota, Metazoa, Arthropoda, Insecta, Lepidoptera, Tortricidae. Bases 374 to 1948 code for a protein of 524 amino acids.